Molecule: messenger RNA, 831 nt
Organism: Brassica oleracea var. oleracea
Lineage: Eukaryota; Viridiplantae; Streptophyta; Magnoliopsida; Brassicales; Brassicaceae
Exons: 7
Coding region: 1-831 (276 amino acids)
Source: RefSeq, a predicted model, not a curated record
AUGUCUACAAUAUCAAAUGUUAUUAGACAAGUGUUUGAGUUGGGAGAUCUAGAAACUGUGCAGUGUCAUGGUAAACAAAGAAAGAAAAUCGAGUUCAGCUUGAGAGACAUCAGUGAUCAAAAGAUAGCUUUCUGCCUUUGGGGAAAGUUUGCUGAAGCAAUACACAGUUUCAGCCAACAAGCUGAAGAAGAAAUUAAAGACAUUGGAGAGCUUCUUGCAUCAACUCAGAUUGGGCAAUGCAGAAUCAUUAGCACAAUCUAUGCUAUUGAUAAGGAUUGGGGAUGGUACUAUUUUGGAUGCAAUGCUUGCGAGGGAAAAAAGGUUCUUCCGUUUUCAACUUCAGUGAAAACAGUGAACGGAAAAGAGACUAAAUCUCAUGUUUGGUGGUGUGAAGGUUGCAACCAAAAAAUUACAGAUGUCUCACCAAAGUUCAAGAUUCAUGUGAUGGUUAAGGAUGGUACUGGAGAAGCUACCCUCAUGUUAUUGGACUGGACUGCACAAGGAAUUGUGCCUGAGACUGCUCUCAACCUUCUCGAUGAAGAUAUUGAUUCAUUUCCUGAAGCUAUUACUUCUUUGGUUGGUAGAACUUUCAUGUUUGGAGUUUUCAUUGAGAAAGACAAUAUUACAAGCAAAAGUGGGAAUUUUAAGGUUGGUAAAGUAUGGGGUGAACUAAGUAUGCUAUUGACAGCUGGUGUCACAGAAUCGAGUACUCCAUCUGAAACUGGAACUACUAAUUAUAGUGGUGAACAGGGUUCAUUUCUACUGAUGGAAAGUGAAGUUAACGAGGACUCUGUAACAACCCAUCAACUAAACGCAAUGAAAUUGCCGUAA